AUGUCGCACGCUGCUGGGGAGCCGCGACCCGCAACUGUCGCCGAGGCCUUCGCGAACACCGCGAGAGCCCUGGAUCAGUUUAGCAUUGAGCGGAUACGUGUGGAGGGGCUCAGCCGCAGUUCCCGCAGCGGCACGCGGGGCGAGCGUGAGGCGGAGCAGGAGGAGGUUCGCACGCUCACGGAGCAGGCGUUCAUGCGGGAGUUCGUCUUCCAGUCCCGCCCGUGCGUGAUUGUGGGGGCGCUGGAGGACUGGCCCGCCAUGCGGCGCUGGCGCGAUGACGCGUACCUCUUUGACUUGGAUGGGCACUUUGCGCGUGGGCGGCAGGGCACGGCGGAGGCGGCCGCCCCGCCAAAGGACGAUGCGGACGCCUUGGCGGAUGCCAGCGGCCCCCGCCCGCGUGAGCGCGAGGCGACGGACGACGUGAGGCGAGUGACGGUCGCCCUGACGCCGAACGGGCGCGCCGAUGCGGUGACGUACGUGACGCACCGAGGCGCCCCAAAGGCAGAGGCGGACGCGAGUUCUGCGGAGGACGCCGUGGUGACGGAAAAGCUCUUUAUGUGCGCCGCAGAGGUUCGCGCGACGUUGCCGGAGUUGUACCAGCUUCUCUGCGCGAACCCGGCGCACCCGCCGGUGCGGCCCGUCUUUGUUGACCUGCGCCGCCCCGCGCCCGUGGUUGCCUACGCGCAGAUGCAAAACAACUGCCUCGAGGUGGAGUAUCAGCACCUCCACGGCGACAUCAGCACCGCGCUCGACCGCUUCGGGGAGCGCGUGUUUGGCGGCCCGCACGAGGCGGCAAACGUGUGGUUCGGCACCCCCGCCUCCGUCUCCUCCAUGCACCAGGACUGGGUGGAGAACCUCUACGCGGUGGUGCGUGGGGUGAAGGAGUUCAUUCUCAUCCCACCGUGGGAGGGCGCGUUUGUGCCGAAGCCGGAGCUGCCCUCCGCGGCAUUUGCCGUGCGGCGCGAGGACGGCGAGGGCGGCGAGGGCGGCGAGGGCGGCUACGCCUUUGCGGGGGCGCCUGUGCGGGAUGGCCUGACGGUGCCGUGGAUGGACGUGGAGUUCACGCCGGCCGCCGUGGAGGAUGCCGCGCUCCUGCCAGCCAACCUGCGCGAGCGGCUGCACCCGCUCGUGGCGUACGUGCAGCCGGGGGAGGUGCUGUACCUCCCCGCCAUGUGGCUGCACCGCGUGGCGCAGCACGCCGACGAGGACGACCGGCGUGCGAGGGAAAAUCCCCCGGCCGACGCGCAGAGGCCCCCGUUGCCGUUGAUCGCCGCGGUGAACUACUGGUACGAGAUGAACUUUACAAACCCCGCUGUUGUCAUGCUGCGUGAGUUUGGCCUCCUGCUCUGA
This is a messenger RNA of Trypanosoma conorhini, 1350 nucleotides long. RefSeq names its product transcription factor jumonji, jmjC domain-containing protein. Gene Ontology annotation, molecular function: 2-oxoglutarate-dependent dioxygenase activity. The record is from RefSeq and is a predicted model, not a curated record. The coding region runs from base 1 to 1350 and encodes 449 amino acids. Lineage: Eukaryota; Euglenozoa; Kinetoplastea; Trypanosomatida; Trypanosomatidae. The transcript has a single exon.